Messenger RNA from Harmonia axyridis, 1062 nucleotides. RefSeq lists its product as uncharacterized. The transcript has 5 exons. Bases 8 to 874 code for a protein of 288 amino acids. The record is from RefSeq and is a predicted model, not a curated record. Lineage: Eukaryota; Metazoa; Arthropoda; Insecta; Coleoptera; Coccinellidae.
UCAUCAUAUGAUAAACUUCUUCGUAAAUGCAAAUGCUUUCUAUCAACAAUCAAUUUCUAGGAAACGCCUCGAUUUAUAUCAAACAAAGUUCACAAUUUAUCGAAUUAACGUCUCAGAGUUAAUGAUGUUAUCGGAAAGAAAUGUUUAUAAAAUAUUAGUGCCUGUGAAACGUUCUCUGAAAUACAAUACAAUGAAAUUACUGCUUAUUUUGUUGAUAUCAGGUCACACAAUAGCAUAUUCACAUUGGUAUAAAGAGGUAGAAAGCCUAGGCCAAAUUCAAGCUUUUAUAGGAACAAGUUUAUCUCCAGAUACUUACAGAUGUUCACAAUCCAUCUAUAGAAAUAUAAAGAAAGAAGAACUUAAGGCUAUUGAAUGCCUCAAAAACCUCAGAUAUAACAGUUCGUUAUGUAAUCAUUUUGUCUAUCACUUCAAACCUUGCCUUGAGGCAUUAUUGGCAGAAAAUAAAAAAUGUGAUAAUGAAGAUUCAUUCAAUUUAAAAAUGAUUGUACUCGAUUCAAUUAUCGCUGAAGCAAAAUUUGUAUGUGAAACGGACGGAGAACAUAUAUUAGAAAUAUUCAACCCAUGCAUCGUUCAUAGUGCUAAAAAGAGUAAAGAAUGCAUAAAGAAUAUUCUUACACCAAGUUCUCAUUUUUCAAGAAAUAUUACACUUUUUUGUAGCAAAUUCCCUAAUAUGUGGGAAUGCUUUGAUGCUCAAUUACAGCAUGAAUGUCAAAAUGAUAUCACUAAAAAUACCAUGCUCAAAUUGUUUUCCGAUGGUCCACCAUGCAACAUACUUUCCAUUUUGUACAUGGAAAUAGCAUCAAAUGUUCAAAUACGAAAUAUAACCGAAAUUAUAUCUAAGAAACAGUACUAGUAAUAUAAUCACUGAAUAGAUUUAUUUUGUUAGAAAUCAUUAUAAGCAUUACCUACCGAAAUACCUCCAAGAGAAUAUAAACUACAUCAAAUAACGUUUCAAAUCAAACUUUAUCGUAACAACCAUAGUAUCCUUUAGGAUGUGAUGUAGGUAUAUUAUGCACCGAGAAAUUAAAAAUGUACCAGAAA